Molecule: messenger RNA, 1511 nt
Organism: Anarrhichthys ocellatus (wolf-eel)
Lineage: Eukaryota; Metazoa; Chordata; Actinopteri; Perciformes; Anarhichadidae
Exons: 2
Coding region: 70-1089 (339 amino acids)
Source: RefSeq, a predicted model, not a curated record
ACCGCCAAUAAACCUCAAAGAAGAAGAUUACAAAAGGCGGCUGCUGGGUUUGUUGACUUUCUCUGAGGAAUGGCGGACCCCAUGGAGGUUCACUUUUCGGUGAAUGACUUCACUUCGACUGUCUCGAGCCACGCCGGCAACUCAAGUUCUGCAAAUCCCCGUGACCCACAGCGCCAUUCGGUUCAUGCACAGUCAGUGGAACCCACACAACGUGAUCAUGAUUAUUGCAAGACGGGCAGUAGGCAAGAUGUGCAAUAUAAGUCGACUCAAUAUAAGACGACUCAAUAUAAGACGACUCAAUAUAAGAUGACUCGAUAUGAUGACGUUGGAUACCCGUUUAUUGAUAAUGACCACAAGGCUUUGCACUACAUCGGUAUCGCCCUGGAUGUAUUUAACAUCCUUGUGUCUUCACUGGAAGGAAACACUAGCAAUACAUUUCCAAUGUCUCUGCGGAAUCAAGUUCUCCUGACGCUUAUGAUGUUAAAGACCAACCGUGACAUUGCUAAGCUGGCCGAACAGUUUCGCGUAUCGGAGAGCAUGGCUAGCAAGAUCGUCUCGUUUUGGAUCGACGAACUGGAGAAAGUUCUGCAACCUCUAAUUCCGUGGCUUCCCAAAGAAACCAUUGAAGCAACCAUGCCCCAAGCAUUUAGGAAGCACUAUCCUAACACAACGUGUGUUUUACAGUUCUGUCAGUGCUAUGUGCAAAAAAACCCAAACCGUGAGUCAAGAGGGGAACCGCACGUCCACUAUUAUGACACGGUGAAAUUUUUGGUUGCUGUCGCCCCAUGUGGACUCAUCAUGUUCAUCUCUGGAGCUUAUGAGGUGCACAGCAGUGACAAAAGCAUAACCUUGAACUCGGGACUUUUCGACAAAUUAAAAGCCGGAGAUGUGUUCAUGACACAACAUGGAUAUUGCUCCAGAAAUGUGUCAUCCACUAGCCACGUUGCUAGAGCAAUCCAACAUUUGAAGGUUUACAAAAUAUUAUCACGCGUUGUUUCGAAUCGCAUGGCUCCUCAAAUCAACAAGAUUCUGAGAAUAUGUUCCGCUCUUGUCAAUUUAAGAUACGAUGUCGUCCAUGCCUCGCAGUAAUUGAGCAUGUGAUCAACAUGAGUGGACUUAAUCUACUUGGUUGUCAAGAACCGUCCAAAGAAAUGGUGCAGUAUUAAUCUCUGAUGGUUGAAAAAUGUUUUGGGGGGAAAAAAACAUGUUAGGGAGUUGGGGAAUUUGUGUGAAUAGUUUUUGCAUGUUUUAUAUUUACAUUACAUUCUUUUUAUUAUAUUUAUUUACAUUUUUUAAAACUCUGACAACUUGGAAGGUGGAGAACAAUAAGUAACCACUCUCAUCGUGUAAUGUCAUCAGCUUGUUUUGAAUAUGACGUGACUGUUUUUUACUUUUCUUACUCAUUUGCAGUAAAAUGUACUGUAUCAAACAUCGUUGCACAUCUCUUCAUUCUUAAAACGGAAAUGAAACGACUGUGAAGGCAUGUUUUAACGUGACAUUGAAAGAGUUGA